AAAAAAGGAUGCCUCAAAAUAUUAGUGAAUUAACCAAAUUUAUGGUUGAAGAAUGGGAUGCAAUCCCUCAGUUAACGGUGAAUAAUUUAGUAAUGUCCAUGAAAACCAGAUGUGAAAUAGUUUUGGAGAAAAACG
This is a messenger RNA of Funneliformis geosporum, 135 nucleotides long. Lineage: Eukaryota; Fungi; Glomeromycota; Glomeromycetes; Glomerales; Glomeraceae. The record is from the annotation of a GenBank genome assembly.